UAAAAAUGAGCCUAAUCCGUUUUAAUUUGUUGAUUUUGACUAUAGGAGUAUGCUUUUCAGCCAUGACACCUUAAGCCUCGUUAUUGAUGAAGUCAUUCCACUAAGUAUGAACAAGUAUUGAGUCUUGUAGUUUGGCUAAAGUCCCUAUAGUGAUUAAUUAAAAGAAUUGGUGUAAAUCAAAUUGGAGACAGGAGCUUAAGUUGAUGAAGUUCUGAAACUCAUACAAGAAUUGUUAGAUUCAUUGAAAUCUGAUUAAGUUGAUGAUGAUGUUGAACACUCAAGAUAAAUGACAGUUUUCGAUUAAAAUAUUAGUGAAUUGGAAGACGAUCUCUCAAAAUUAAAUACAGAUUUGGCAAAUGCAAAUGUUCUCAUUUAAACCUUAGCUGAAUUAUUGGUCAUUUUAAGAGAAACUAUUAUUACAUAUGAAAAACAAUUGUCUAUUCUAAAUGAGCAAGAAUAGUUCAUUAGAAAUGCCAGAGCUGCUGAUGUCAAAGCAUAUAACAGAAGAGUUGAAUCUGCAAAUAAAGUUAUUAAUGCAUUAAAUCUCAUUAUUCAAAAACUAAGCAAAGCUGUUGACGAAUAAACUACUGAUGAAAAUAGAUAAGCCAUUUUAGCUUAAAUACACAGUGAAUGUCAUGAACAAUUCGGACCAAAUCAUCCAAUCACAAUUUUGGUGAAAUUAACAACUAGAUUUGACGUUCCCACGGUUUAAAGAAUUUUAGAGAAAUUAGAGUAAAUUAGAGAUGCAGCUACUAAAAGUUUGAAUGAAGAUAUUGAAGCUGAAGCAGUGGCAUCUACUAAUUUUGAUAACUCCAUGUCUGAAAUUGAAACUUUGAGAAAGAGAUUAUCUACAGAUCUUGAGAACUUAAAUCAAUAAUUCAAUGACAAAUUUAAUUAGCAAGUAAGAACCAUAAGAAUUAUAAAUAGAAAAUUGUUUUGGCUUAAAAAGAACAACUUUUAAUCGAUAUUCCUAUCACAGAAGAAUUACUUCGAUUAACAAAGGAAUAAUAGGAAUAAUAUCAUUAAGCAUAUAUUAGCAGAUAAACUUAAAGGUAUUGUUUUAGUUGUAAUUUUAAUAAAGACUUUCUGAAAUUGAUGUUGUUUAAAAAGCUUACAAUCUAGUAUUCGACCAUGUAGAUUCAGUAAAAAAAUCAGAAGACCUAACAGCUAAACUAAGUAGUUGAUAUAUAUAAUAAUCAAUAAUAAAUUAC
Paramecium octaurelia is the source of this 1211-nucleotide messenger RNA. The record is from the annotation of a GenBank genome assembly. NCBI's taxonomy places the organism in Eukaryota, Ciliophora, Oligohymenophorea, Peniculida, Parameciidae.